Molecule: messenger RNA, 2090 nt
Organism: Telopea speciosissima
Lineage: Eukaryota; Viridiplantae; Streptophyta; Magnoliopsida; Proteales; Proteaceae
Exons: 8
Coding region: 319-1569 (416 amino acids)
Molecular function (GO): zinc ion binding; nucleic acid binding
Source: RefSeq, a predicted model, not a curated record
UCCCAUCGUCCCUUUGUUCUCUUCUUUCUUCUCUGAUCGCGACAGCGAAACCCAUCUCUCCGUCGCCGAUUCCUAACCCUAACCUAUCUCCGGCCGGCGACCAUUUUCCUCAUCCUUCUCUCUUUGCCUUCUCAUCUCUCUCUAUAUCUCUCUGAAACUGUUCUUUGAAGUAAAUUAUAGAAGCACAGAGUUAAAUCAAGUACUCUACAUUGUUGUUGAUAGGGGGUGCAGCAGUGGUCCAUGAUCAUUAGUGGAGGGCUGUAUAUAGGUACUGGUGACAAAUUCAGCUAUAAUACUUUUCGUUUCUACUCCAUGUGAAUGGAAAUGUUGGAUCUUUCGGGAUUUGAAGAUGGGUCUGAUGGUACUGAUAAUGGAGCGAGUGAGAGAUCCAGUCAGGUACCCGUUGUUGGUAUGUCAUUCAAGAGUGAGAAUGAGGCUUACAAAUUUUAUAAUGCAUAUGCAAGGACAAAAGGCUUUGGUGUAAAGAAGUUGCAAGUGGACCGUGCUCGUAAGGAUGGCAUCCAGGGGGAGACCGUUAAUCGAGUAUUUACUUGUGUUAAGGAGAGGUUGAGAGAUGAUAGUUACAAAGGUUACCGAGAUAAGGAGGUCCAGUAUCAGGAUACAACAAGGAUGGACUGCAAAGCUGCAAUGCAGAUUAAAAAAUGCCCUAGUGGUUGGGUUGUCACAAAGUUUAUUGAGGAGCAUAAUCAUGAACUUGUUCCAAGUCUAUGGUACUUGCAGCGUACCUUUGAUGUACUCGUUCAUAUUGCUAAAGAGUCAAAAGAGAGAUGCAAUGUUGCAGUGGAUUGCCUAAAAGAAGCCAUUCAGAAAUGUUCUCAUAUUGAAGUGAGGUCCACUGCUGACCCUGAUGCAAAUCAAGGGGGUGGACCAAAUAGCCAGCAGGAGAGUAUUAGAUUUAUAAAUUUUGAUUAUACCAGCUUCUCUGAUCCGGCAAAGACAAAAGGCUGGCCAACCUCCUCCAAACCUAAAGUAUGGUAUGACCAACAUGCAUCCAAGAACCGCAACAAGUGUGGGAACUGUGACGAACUUGGUCAUAACUUGAGGACAUGCCCCUUGCCUCUAAACCCACAACGUUUGAAGUCUUGGAAACCCGCAACAUGGCCUGCCAACUCAACACCCAAAACAUGGUAUGACCAAGCCAAGAACCGCAACAAGUGUGGGAACUGUGACGGACUUGGUCAUAACAUGAGGACAUGCCCCUUGCCUCCAAACCCACAACGUGACAAGUCUGGCAAGGCCAUAACACCAGCCACCUCAAAACCCAAAGCAUGGUAUGACCAAGUCGAUAACCACAACAAGUGUGGGAACUGUGAUGCACUUGGUCAUAACCUGAGGACAUGUCCCUUGCCUCUUAACCCAGAACGUAGCAAGUCUCAGAAACGCCAUGCAACGCAAUCCCCCUCAAAUUUGCUGGGCACUUCUUCAAACCAUCGCCAAGGAGAAUUAAGAAAUGAAUUUGGGAUAGAUUCUCGGGGAGUUGGCGUCUUAGCAACACAAGCUGCAUUGCAGGCUUCCUCAGUAACAGUUUGCCACCCCAGGAACAACUAAAGCUAGGUCUAUGUAGCAGUGCACACUCAACUGGUGAAGGCCAAGUUCAGAAAGAAGGGGAAGGCUAAGUGCCAAUGAAGUAAAGCUUGUUUUGGUUAUUUAGGGUUGCAUUCCACAUAGCUGAUUGCUUCAUUGGUUCACAAGGGAAGAGAAAAAUGGAUGACUUUGUUAUCAGUUAAACUCAGUCUUAACUUGAUUGUUGAUUGUUUUUGCUUCUUUCAAGUUGGUCGACAAGGCUUUGAGUUGAAUUGAGGGUGGGUCAUAGAUUUUCAGUUUUUCAACUAGGUCUCAACUUGCUUAAUCUUAUACAGUGGGAUCUCUAUGAACUGCUUGUAUACAUAUUCCGUUAUGCAGUUGAAUUCAGUGUUGAAUUUCAAAGUUAACAGAGCUGUGGCUUUCCUUGUGAUUUUUUGACCUCCUAUUUCUUUGCAAGGUGAGAACAGAAUAUUGACGUAUCACUUUGUCAUAUUGUCAAAGCUCAAUGAAAGGAAACAGUGGAAUGAGGUUGUAUGAAUUGGAUA